This is a messenger RNA of Besnoitia besnoiti, 2412 nucleotides long. RefSeq lists its product as uncharacterized. The coding region runs from base 1 to 2412 and encodes 803 amino acids. The record is from RefSeq and is a predicted model, not a curated record. The transcript has 21 exons. NCBI's taxonomy places the organism in Eukaryota, Apicomplexa, Conoidasida, Eucoccidiorida, Sarcocystidae.
AUGGAGGCUGUAAAAGAGGCACUGACCAUUCCUCGGCUAACUUUGCUUGCUUCUGCGGAUUGCUUAGUCCACACCGGACGGUGCCAUCUCACAGAUCUUGUGAGAAACUGUACCAACAAGUACGAAUUUUCCAUCCAAUUUGUUGAGCGCAAUCCAACCGCCGACAUUUUCCUCUACAGAGUGACCCUGAGCAGCCCAACGCCACAAAAGCCGGUACCGGAGGCUGAAGCUCACGUGCAUUUUCAAUUGAGAGGUUGGUUUCUGAAAAGUCUGCAUGCGAGCCAAGUGACCGGCAGAUCCCUCGAUGACGUCAACGCAGCAGUUGGGAACUCGCCGCUCAUUGCAGAAAAGCCCGACGGCCAGCCCCCAAUUCUCUUCUGGUUUGAGAAUCAAGACCUGAAACACACGCCAGAGCAAACGCUGGUACCUGGAAAAUUCGAGCGAUGGAUCGACCGGAUUGUGCGCGACAAGCUUCAGCUGCGACGGCAGCACACGCAGAGGACAGCAUUCGAGGUCAGCCGGAUGACAGCCUCUGGCGCCGCCAUCGAGGCGCUGCUGCAGGCGCAGAAGGAGGCAUGCGUGUCUGCCGCGCACGAAGCAGAGUUCGCGGCGGGGGCGAACGCGCAGAGAGAGGCGCUGAGUGCAGCAGCUACUGAGGCUGCGCGCCGCGCAGAAACAGAGGCGCGCGCAGGCCAGGAAGGCAUCCUUACGCCGCGCAUGCUCUUCGAAACACCCCAGGAGGAACUGCCGCUCUCCCACGUCCUGCAGAAAGUCUUUGACGCUGCGGAUGAGGCCAAAGAAGGGAAAUUGCCGCAAAGGACAGUUGCAGAUCUUCUCCUUGCGUCCCCCCUUGGACUCCAGCGCUGGGACUUGCUGCUGCUUCUCGCAUCAGCCGCGCACGAAGACCGCCAAGGCUACAUUCACUAUCGCGACUUCGUAGAGCAAGCGCCAAGCAUUAUUCGGACCCUGCGAGACCGACGCAAGGCUUCAGGGGGCCUGAACCCGUGUCGCGUCACAGAUGAGGCAAUUCAGCUCUGCUACAAAGACGAGAUGGAAGACACCUGGAGAAUUCUGAGGGAGGUCUUUGAGGGCGCUGAGUCCUCAGCAGCGGCUACAGGGAAGCUCUCCCGGGGGCUCUUUCUCGAUUGCUUGCAGAGUCGCGCAGACAGGCUCUCGUCGAGAGAAGUGACGCUGCUGAUGCAGAUGGCGCCGACGGAUGAGAACGGAUCAGUCAGCUUCUACGCCUUUCCAAGCAUGCUGAGAAUUCUGCGACGCGAGAGCAUCAAUCACGCAGUGCUGGAGGUCAACAGGGCCGCGCUCGGCGAAGAAAUCCUCUCGGCUCUCAACAAGAUAGGCUGCGACGAACAUUCUUUUCUUCCGCUCUGGAUACUGCGGGAAGUCCUCGGCGGCACCCAGCUCUGUCUAUCGAGAAUGCAAAUCCACGCUCUGCUCUGCAUGCUGACGUUUGACCGCCUGGGUCUCGUUCACUGCGCCCACCUGCUGGAGGUCGUUUGCGUGGUGGCGCCUCAGUUGUUCGAUUGCAGGCUAUUCAUGGAACGAGCGGAGCUCAUUGCGAAGGAGGCGGCGGAUGCAGCGGCGCGUGCAGAGAUGGAGGAACUCCAGGGCCUCACCGGCAAGUCGCGGCGGAAGCAGAGCGUGAAGGAGCCCGGCAUGCACAGGGGCGACGGAAUCGAAGACAGCGAACAGGGCGAGUUGCCAGACAAGGAAACUGUCGAGAAGACGCUCAUUCACCUGUUCACUGUCAUCGACGACAAGCGCAGAGGAGUUAUUCCCGUGCAGACUUUCCUCUCCGCCAUGCGCUACUGGGCCGCUGGUGCAGGCGCGAAUCCGCAGGGCGCGGCCUUGCGCAGCUCUCCAGCGCAGCUGCUGCAGCCUGCAGGCCUGCUGGAGAGUGAGAGCUUGCGCGAGGCCUUUGUCGGGCUGCUUUCUUCUGCAGGCAGCUCCUCUGCUGGGCGCCCAGCGUCUGCCGCGUCAGCUGGAGGAGCUGCCGGCGCUGGGUCUUCGGGGCCUUCACCCAGUCCCGGGGGCCUGGGGUCCCCCUCGUCGGGCGCCGUGGAGCCCCACGGCGGGAGCCAUGCCGGGGCCGCCGCUGCGGCGGCCGAGCGGCGGUACGCGGACGUGGUGGCAAGUUGUAGACUCUCUGUGCAGGAGGUCACCGGCAUUCUAGCGGAAGCUGAAGUCGACGAACAGCAGCAGGAAGUCGCUUACCACGAGCACAUAAGAACGUGGAUUCCAAUCGUUUUCGAGAUGCGGAAGUCGCCUGUGUUCAAUCAGCUCAUUCACAGCCAGCUGGAGCCCCUGGGCGCUGAGGACGGCGGCCCCGCGCCGCUAGCCGCUACGGCGGAUGCGCUGGAGGUCGACCCAGAGAGACCGGCAGAUCUCGAAGGCUAA